AUGCCAAAAAAAUUUAAAGGAGAAAACACUAAAGUCAGUGCUGCAAGGGAGCGAAAAGCUGCUCAUCAAGCAGAAGCACAAGGCAAAAAACAAGCCGAAAAAGAGCGUAAAGAGGCUGAAGAAUGGUCUGUUGGAGCAAAGGAUACUUCUAGGAAAGAAGCGCAAAAAUUAAAGAAGGAAGCUCGAUUAACCAAGAAAAAUGAAGCAGCGCAACUUUUGGAAAAGGAAGAAAAAGAACUUUCUAGAUAUAAGCCUAAAUUAAAAAUAACAGGCGAAGAGAAAAAAGCCAUCAAAAGAACUCAGAAACACGAACAAAUUACCGAAGAACGGCGUGAAAUUCCAGAAUAUGCAGCGUCAAAUAUUGAUGAUGCCUUGGACUUAUUAUCGUUGACCACAAACCCUUCGCCCGCCAUAAGCGGAGGUUCAGCAGUGCUUAAUAAUGCAUCGAAUAUUGAAAGGCACCCAGAAAGGCGAUUUAAAGCGGCUUUGGCAGCUUAUGAAGAACGCGAAAUGCCAAUAAUAAAACAGGAGAAUCCAGGAUUGCGUUACACUCAAUAUCGAGAUAUAAUCUUCAAAAACUUCCAGAAAUCUCCAGAAAAUCCUUUUAAUCAAGUAAAUGUUUUACAAUAUAACGCCACAAGGAAGGAGCAGGAAAAUAUGAUUGAAUCAACGAGAAAGGAACUAGAAAAUCGAUUGCAAAUUUGA
This is a messenger RNA of Acaulospora colombiana, 705 nucleotides long. NCBI's taxonomy places the organism in Eukaryota, Fungi, Glomeromycota, Glomeromycetes, Diversisporales, Acaulosporaceae. The record is from the annotation of a GenBank genome assembly.